UUGGGGCGGCUCCCAGGUUGGGCGUCUGGAAAACUUCUCCAGGUUCUGCUUAUUCCUGCUCCUGGCUCCGCCUUAGCUUGAGACCUGGCUUCGCUCCCGCCCUACCAGUCCCGGCUGCCCGCUUCCCGCUGCCUCUAUCCUGAGUGUGCAUGCGGGGACAUCUCCGCGCCUGCCCUGGGCCCAAAGCUGGGUUGCGAAUAUCAAGAGUCCCUCCGAACGGACCAUGGGUAUCUGCCCCUAGGGUUCUCUCCUUAGCUCCCUGAGCACUGCCAGGAAUUCUCUCCCAUUGUAGACACUCAGCCCUUGGAAGGCCCUGGGCGAAGCGGGCUCCGUGUCCCCGCUUUGUGGCAAGACUGACACUCUGCGGAACCUGGAGCUUGGAGAUACCCUUGCGCCUAACCAGUUGAAGGAUUGGGCGCAGCAGCCAAGUGCAGGCCAGACACGCAGCUUCAGGGGCCCCGGGAGACGGCGACUGUACUCCCGCGGCGCAGCCCGGGAGCCUAGCUCCACCGCUGGAGGAAGUCCCUCUCGCUGCAUUAGGAGCACGGACGCGCCCUGGGCGCACGCCCAGGAGGCCUCCUCCCCAGCCCACCGCGACCAUCCUUAGGGUGCAAGGAAGAGGUUGCUGGAGACUUCGAGGCUGCUCAGCGCCAGGGAGCAGGAGCCCCGAGUCUCUUUCCUCAGCUGGGAAGCAGGAGUAGCGCUGGCGCGCUGGAGCUGGGAACACAGGGAGCGCCUGACCUUCCUCCUCCUUUUUCUUUCUAUCUCCUUCGCAACUUCGGCUCCGGGGGAAGGCUCUAGCCGCUGUAGGCGCCCUCGACCCUUUUCAUAGAAGGCUGGUGAUGGAUCUCCUGCUUUUGCCCCCACCGGGGCACUUGUAGUGCCCUAGUGGCACGUGAGCCUGGCACUGCCCACCACCACCCUCUGAGCUUGGCAGCAUCUCCUGAGUCCCUUUUCUUUCCGCGGCACAAAUCGCCAGUAUUCCCAGACCGGGAAGAACGUGGCCCUCGGGCAUAGCCCUGCCCUGAUGUCUGCGCAAAGCCUGCUCCACAGUGUCUUCUCCUGCUCCUCGCCAGCCUCCAGUGGCUCGGCCUCAGCCCAGGGGUUCUCCAAGAGGAAGCUGCGCCAGACCCGCAGCCUGGACCCAGCCCUGAUCGGCGGCAGCGGGGGCGAGGUGGGCGUGGAGGGCGGCUCUCCGGGGGUCACCGGGGGCCGCCUAUGCUCCCCAUUGUCCCCGGCUGAAGGCCUUGGGGCCCGCUCGACGUCCUCUUCCAGGGGCCCACACCCCCGAGCCAACCGAAUCCCACCCCCUGGACCCCUCUGCUCAUCCUUCUCUACUCCAAGCACCCCGCAGGAGAAGUCGCCGUCUGGCAGCUUCCACUUUGACUAUGAGGUCCCCCUGGGUCGCAGCAGCCUCAAGAAGAGCAUGGCCUGGGACCUGCCUUCGGUCCUGACUGGGCCAGGCAGUGGCCGCAGCGCCAUCCUCUGCUCCUCCGGGGGAGGCUCCAACAGCAUCUUCGCUUCUCCCAGGAGGUGGCUCCAGCAGAGAAAGUUCCAGUCCCCACCCAGCAGCCAUGGCCACCCCUACGUCGUGUGGAAGUCCGAGGGUGAUUUCACCUGGAACAGCAUGUCGGGCCGCAGUGUGCGUCUAAGGUCAGUCCCCAUCCAGAGUCUCUCAGAGCUGGAGCGAGCCCGGUUGCAGGAAGUGGCUUUUUAUCAGUUGCAGCAGGACUGUGACCUGAGCUGUCAGAUCACUAUUCCCAAAGAUGGACAAAAGAGGAAGAAAUCUUUGAGAAAGAAACUGGAUUCACUGGGGAAGGAGAAAAACAAAGACAAAGAAUUCAUCCCACAGGCAUUUGGAAUGCCCUUAUCCCAAGUCAUUGCAAAUGACCGGGCCUAUAAACUCAAGCAGGACUCACAGAGGGAUGAACAAAAGGAUGCAUCUGAUUUUGUUGCUUCCCUCCUCCCAUUUGGAAAUAAAAGACAAAACAAAGAACUGUCAAGCAGUAACUCAUCUCUCAGCUCCACCUCGGAAACACCAAAUGAGUCUACAUCCCCGAACACCCCAGAACCAGCUCCUCGGGCCAGGAGGAGGGGUGCAAUGUCAGUGGACUCUAUCACAGAUCUUGAUGACAAUCAGUCCCGACUGCUAGAAGCUUUACAACUCUCCUUGCCUGCUGAGGCUCAAAAUAAAAAGGAAAAAGCCAGAGAUAAGAAACUCAGUCUGAAUCCUAUUUACAGACAGGUUCCCAGGCUGGUGGACAGCUGCUGUCAACAUCUAGAAAAACAUGGCCUCCAGACAGUGGGGAUAUUCCGAGUUGGAAGCUCCAAAAAGAGAGUGAGACAAUUACGUGAGGAAUUUGACCGCGGGAUUGAUGUCUCUCUGGAGGAAGAGCACAGUGUUCAUGAUGUGGCUGCCUUGUUGAAGGAGUUCCUGAGGGACAUGCCGGACCCCCUUCUCACCAGGGAGCUUUACACGGCUUUCAUCAAUACUCUCUUGUUGGAGCCAGAGGAACAGCUGGGCACCUUGCAGCUCCUCAUCUACCUUCUACCUCCCUGCAACUGCGACACACUCCACCGCCUCCUACAGUUCCUUUCCAUUGUGGCCAGGCACGCCAAUGACAACAUCAGCAAGGAUGGGCAAGAGGUCACUGGGAACAAAAUGACAUCUCUAAACCUGGCCACCAUAUUUGGACCCAACUUGCUGCACAAGCAGAAAUCAUCAGACAAGGAAUUCUCGGUCCAGAGUUCUGCCCGGGCUGAGGAAAGUACAGCCAUCAUUGCUGUGGUUCAGAAGAUGAUAGAAAAUUAUGAAGCCCUGUUCAUGGUUCCCCCGGAUCUCCAGAAUGAAGUGCUGAUCAGCCUGUUAGAGACCGAUCCCGACGUGGUGGACUAUUUACUCAGAAGAAAGGCUUCCCAAUCCUCAAGCCCUGACAUGCUGCAGUCGGAAGUUUCCUUUUCCAUGGGCGGAAGGCACUCAUCCACAGACUCCAACAAGGCCUCCAGCGGAGACCUCUCCCCUUAUGACAACAACUCCCCAGUGCUGUCCGAACGUUCCCUGCUGGCUAUGCAAGAGAACACAGCUCCGGAGGGCUUGGAGAAGCUUUACAAAGGACCAGAGCAGUAUACGCUGGUGGGCCACUUGCCAUCUUUGAAGUCGAGGGAGAGUUCUCCUGGACCAAGGCUUAGCAAAGAUAUGUCAGAGGAACCUUUCAAUAUCUGGGGAACUUGGCAUUCCACAUUAAAAAGUGGAUCCAAAGACCCAGGAAUGACAGGUUCCUAUGGAGACAUUUUUGAAAGCAGCUCCCUACGACCGGGGCCAUACUCCCUUUCUCAAGGGAACCUGUCCCUAAAUUGGCCUCGGUGGCAGGGGAGCCCCACAGAACUGGACAGUGGUAUGCAGGUCAUUCGGAGGACUCAGACCACAGCCACUGUUGCGGAGUGCCGAGGCCACCCUCCUGUGUCCCGAGUCUGCAGCACGCCCCACAUCCAAAGCAGCAGCAGGAGAUCAGAGGUGGCCACACCAGGGUCAGAGCAGUAUUUGACUCUGAGCAGUGCCAAAGACCUUACUGAGAGCCAGCUGGAUGUGGCCCGGCUGCAGAGCCGAGCCAAGCCUUUGCACCAGAGACCUCGAGAGAGUGUGAGGCAUGACAACAGGCCUCCUCCUCCUUAUCCUGGUCUGGGAAAGCAAGCUUUAGCCUUGGCCCACCAGCCAGCAGAGCCACCAUUGUGGAGGCGCCAGAGGCCAGAAGAAAGCUCAGGAUCAGCUUUGGAAGAGGGAAGCCAAACAGCCGAGAGGGAGCAUCAGGCUGCCCAGCCCAAAGUGAGCAGUGCCUGCUCCAGCCCCGCCAGCAAUCAGAACAGUAAGGCCUUGGGUGAGCCCAACUGGCUUGAUUGGCAGAGAGAUCGGUGGCAGAUCUGGGAGCUCUUGUCCACUGACAACCCCGAUGCCCUCCCGGAAACACUGGUAUGAGCCCACACCCAGCUUGAGCCCUCACAUCCCAACAGCCUUCUUUCACUCGGUAGGGACAAAAUCUGGUGUUGGACAAUUGAACACUUACUUACUUUUUUUCUUUUACACUUCAAAUAAUACCACAAGAGGAACCCAAUUCACUUAAAGAUAUAGAGCACUAGUACCUUCACCUAACCUUAUAAUAAGAUUCUGUUGCAUAGCCAGCUUAGGGAAAUACAAAAACAUAAAUGGAUGGCAGUCUCUAUUAUAAAAACUACUCAUAUUGGCUUUAAUAUUAAACUCUUGCUUUAGUAUAGCUUCAUUGUAUUUAUGUGUCUUCAGUUUUGACUCUUGUAUAUUCUGUAACAGAUUAUGUAUGAUAAUCAUAUAUGAUAUAGUCACAGAAAACAAAAGGAACCAUCUUUUAAUCACUUCACGUAUACUAAGCAAGGAAAUUCUAUAGAAUGUUCUGUGUUAUGCACAAGCGGGUUUCUGUGCUUUUGUCAUAGCUUUUUAAGAGGGACAGCCCUUCCUUCAAUUAUUCAGAAAAAAACACUAACAAAACAAAAUAAAACAGAACAUGAGAAGCCAUAUUUUUAUAUAAUGGUGAGAUACAAAAAAUAUAUAGUCACUGAUUGCCUUUUCGUAUUGAAUAUGUUUUAAAGAAAAUAUUAAAUUUGAUAUGUUAUGGAGUAUAUUUUUGGAAUCUGUUUAGAAAGGAUUCAGUUAAUCAAACAGGAGAAAGGCCGUGCCUGACAAAGAAAGUAAUUAAGAAGUUGUCUUUCCCAUUUUAGGUCAAAUUCAAUUUUAUAUAGUCCAUAUAUAAUAUAUAUUUAUAAUGUGUAAUUUUAUGUAUUUUACAAACCCACAAACUGGAAUCCCACUAUCAAGUGAUUAAGAAUCUAAAUAGAAUAUUCAAAUUAGAGAACAUGUUUUUUUCCUUUAGCCCCAUAAUCAGUAUUAACCAAAUUAUAUGCAAUGCUUUGGAAGUAAAUCAUAUUUGGAAAAGAACUACAGCUUUGUAUUUACAUUGUACCAAAGGCUGAGGAAUGUUUUCUUCAGUAAUUUUGUGUGUAGUGUAAAAUACUCCUACCAUAUACUUCAGUAGUUAAGUUUAAAGUUUUUCAACUGCAAAACUAUUUUUGACCAGCAGGUGGCAAUUCGCUUCAGUAUUUUAUGUGAUUUUUUUUUUUUUUCACUUCAUAAGGGAAUGUGUAUCAUAGAAAACCAUUUUUUUUAUAAAACAUGCUAUUCUUAAUUUUCAUGUUGGCAAUGACAUUUUCAAUGAUGUUUCUUAAAAUUCUGUCUUGUGCCAUGAUGAAUAAAAAGUUGA
This is a messenger RNA of Artibeus jamaicensis (Jamaican fruit-eating bat), 5285 nucleotides long. RefSeq names its product Rho GTPase activating protein 6 (gene ARHGAP6). Gene Ontology annotation, molecular function: phospholipase activator activity; phospholipase binding. Bases 1028 to 3973 code for a protein of 981 amino acids. The transcript is spliced from 13 exons. The record is from RefSeq and is a predicted model, not a curated record. NCBI's taxonomy places the organism in Eukaryota, Metazoa, Chordata, Mammalia, Chiroptera, Phyllostomidae. Gene Ontology annotation, biological process: signal transduction.